UAAGAUUAUCCAAAUUUUACAUCGGUUUUUUUACAAUAUUUUAAUUAUAAAUAGUUAAUAUUUAUUACAUUAUACACUACAAAGCAAUCCCAUACAUCGUAAAGAAAUAAGCGUUUGUCAGUUUUAAAUAAUUAAAUGAAAUGUCUUUAAUGCACCACUCUUUAUUUGAACAAAAAUAGUAGUUUAUCUAUCGGGUGCGAUCGUGUUCAACCCUUUAACGCUUUUGGGCGUUUCCCCCACUUUGCGGCCUGUCAAGAGGGUGGCGCGUAUCUGCGUUAAUGUGUAUCCGUGAGCUCUGGCGAGCAGUACCGUGCAUAUAAUGAAGUCCUCACAAUUAAAGAUAAGAAUUAAAAAAGAAAAAAAAAUUAUGAUCAAUUCAUAAUUAAAAAAAAAAAAGAGGGUUGAAUUUAAUUUUCUUUUAAAACUUGAAAUAAUUUGUUAUAUUUAAAAUAAUUAAAAAAAUAAAAUCAUUGAAAACAUUAGAAUAACAUAUGAAAGGGCACUAAAGAAACCCACCACAUGAGUGAAUUUCGGUAAUGACCGAGACUGAGUCUCGUAAACUGAGGUAGUGGGAACUGUGAGCGCACGCUGUAGGCAAUCCCCACUUUGGCGCCGCAGGUACGAUUUUGUCCGACCUUGCCGUUAAAAGGUUAAGACGCGAGGUGUGAAGAUUGGUGCCCGAGCCGAAGGCGAGCGUCAGACUCGAUUUUAAAAAAUAGUGAAAAUGUAAAGAAGAGGGAAAUGAUAGCUCGAGUUAUAAACGUGACACCAGUUAAAAAACGGUUUAUAAUCGUAUUAUUAGUCAUAUUAAUUCCAUACGUGAUUUUGAGUGUUGUUUCAUUUCCGGAUGUAACGGAAGAGACUGUAUUGCAAAAUAAAAUAGCUGAAUUACAAGUUAAAUUAGAAAAUUUACAAACCAAGCACAUAUCCUCUCAAGAAGAUGUCAAUUUAUUAACUCAUCAUUUGCUAUCUUUAAGUAAAAGUGCCCAAAGCCUACCGAAUUUCCAAUUACUAAUUAAUAAUGAAGAUUUGAAUACAACAGCUGUCAAAUUGCCAUCAAUUUAUAGUUUUUUGCCCCAUUUUCUCAAUGAUCCGAAUAGUUUAAGACCAGCUUUUCUUCAAAGUAAAGGGAGAAUAGGAGUGAACAUGGUACUCGGCAUUCCUACAGUGAGAAGAGAUGUCCAAAAUUAUUUACUAGCAACUUUAAAAAAUUUAGUUGAAUGUAUGGAUUCUAAUGAAGCUUCAGAUACACUAAUUAUUGUAUUUGUAGCUGAAAUAGAUGUUGAUUACGUCUCUUAUGUUGCUAAACAAAUUGAAAUUCAAUUUCCACGGGAAUCUGAGAGUGGUCUUAUUGAGAUAAUAUCACCAUCACCAUCGUACUAUCCUGAUUUUUCCAAAGUAAGAGAUACUCUUGGGGAUAGUCAUCAACGUGUUGUUUGGAGAUCGAAACAAAAUUUAGAUUUUGCUUUUUUAAUGUCUUACGCUCACUCUAAAGGAACUUUCUACAUUCAAUUAGAAGAUGAUAUUUUAGCAAAAAAAAAUUUCAUUACAAUAAUGAAAUCAUAUGCACUACAGAAAAUAAGCCGCAAAGAAAAUUGGUUUAUUCUUGAUUUUUGUCAACUAGGGUUUAUCGGUAAACUCUUUAAAUGUGUGGACUUACCUUGGUUAAUUCAAUUUUUCCUCAUGUUUUACAGUGAUAAACCUGUUGAUUGGUUACUAGAUCAUUUAAUAUCGACUAAAAUUUGUAGCUUAGAUAAAGACAGUAAAAAUUGUAAAAUGGCGAAAGCAGAAUUAUGGUUACAUUAUAAGCCUUCCUUAUUUCAACACAUAGGCAUUCAUUCUUCUUUGAAGGGAAAAAUGCAAAAAUUGAAGGAUAAACAAUUUGGUAAAUCAACGCUCUUUUAUGCUCACGAUAAUCCUCGUGCGAUAGUUGAAUCUGAAAUCAAAGUUUACAAACACUAUACUUUGGAUAAAGCAUACAGAGGUGAAUCAUUUUACUGGGGCCUUCUACCUCAAGCAGGAGAUCAUCUUAAAUUUAAAUUUUUACAUCCUAUACAUAUAAAGAAAUACCUAUUCAAAAGUGGUAACGUGGAACAUCCAUUAGAUAAAUUUUAUAAUACUACAGUUGAAAUUUUACCCGAGUUUCAAAAUUUUGAGAAUUACAAGAACUAUACUAUGACAGAAGAUGGAUAUACUCUAAUAGGUGAGUUUGAUAGCAAUGGAAUCGCCCAAGGAACGCUUGGUUAUAAAUUAGGAAAAAUAAGGGAGUUCCGAUUGACUGUUCACAGUGAAAGUGGAAAUUGGGCGAUUCUGUCUGAGAUUCAUAUUUUAGAAGAUGAACAAAGAUGAUACGUUGCAUAAUUCGGAAAUCGUUAAGUAUGCAUGAAUCUUUACUGAGUACUAGGGUUGCAAAUAGCGUAUUAAAUUUAUAAUUGCAUUAGUGCUUCAAUUCAAUUUUUUUUUUAUAUUUCAUAAUCCAGAAACAAUAAAUUAAAAAUAACUAUUUUAUUUUUAAUCCAAUAUCUGUGAAUUAAAAAUUAAAUUUCAAAUUUUAAAUUCGUAGAGUAGCAUUAAAAUGUAAUUGCUUAGAUUAUAAUUCUACGUUUUUAAAUAAUACAUUGAAUAAAAAAUUUUAAUUAGGAAAACCAGAUUAAAAAAUAACUUUCUAAUCUCUAAUUACAUAUUUAAUAACCCACGGGUCAAAUUAUGAACUAAUUUUAUAAUUUUUAGUUCCAUUUGCCUGAGUAAAAAUUAGUUUUUUGACUUUUAAUCCCACGUGCCGAGUUAAAUAUUCUUUUUUAAAUUGUGAAUCUCACGUACCUGGAUUGAAAUUAAUUUUUUAAUAUUAAAUCUUACGUUUCUGAAUUAAAAUUAAUUGUUUAAUUUUUCAUUUCAAGUUGUUGAAUUAAAAUUUAAUUUCAUAAUUUUAAUCGAUAUAAUUUCAACUAUGGAUUAAAAAUUUAAUUUUAAAUUGUAAACAUUCUCGUUAAAGAAUUCGCAACCCUGCUGAGUACUACCAUUUCGAUUCGCAUUGUAGGAUUUUACAUUUAAUUAGUUGAUUACUGUCGUGUAUGAAAAUUAUUCUCAUAUAACACGAAGAAUUAACUUAUUAAGAUAAUAAAACCAGCGAUUACUACGUUUUUAAUUUUGAGUGUUUCUAAAUUAAAAAAGAAAGGUGUUAAAAAUCUAUAUCAAUUGUUGGCUAUUGAAAAAUUAUUCGUAUUAUUAACACUACCUAAAUAAAUUAAACGAGUCAAUAAAUUUUUUAAAUUCAAAGCUCGUAUAAAUAUUUCAUUUCUUAAAGAAAUUGUUGUAUAUAAAAAUAAAGAAAAAUGUCUUUAGC
Messenger RNA from Microplitis mediator, 3343 nucleotides. RefSeq names its product alpha-1,3-mannosyl-glycoprotein 4-beta-N-acetylglucosaminyltransferase B (gene Mgat4a). Lineage: Eukaryota; Metazoa; Arthropoda; Insecta; Hymenoptera; Braconidae. The record is from RefSeq and is a predicted model, not a curated record. The coding region runs from base 742 to 2349 and encodes 535 amino acids. Gene Ontology annotation, cellular component: endoplasmic reticulum; Golgi stack; endoplasmic reticulum-Golgi intermediate compartment. Gene Ontology annotation, biological process: protein N-linked glycosylation. The transcript has 8 exons. Gene Ontology annotation, molecular function: acetylglucosaminyltransferase activity.